Molecule: messenger RNA, 7648 nt
Organism: Podarcis lilfordi (Lilford's wall lizard)
Lineage: Eukaryota; Metazoa; Chordata; Lepidosauria; Squamata; Lacertidae
Source: the annotation of a GenBank genome assembly
AUGAAGAGUGGGAAGAUCCGAAGGAAGGUGCUCCAAGAUCUUUCCGCCUUCCUGCAGAAGAUCCAGGAAUCUGUGAGUUUCUGAAGGGAAGAAUUGCAAUCAUGCAGGGCUGUCAAGGCCUUCAGGCUGCUGCUUCUAGGCCCACCCUGUAAAGUGCCCAAGGGACAAUCAGGCAUCCCAGCACUUAUCCAAUUUUGAGAACAGAGCUGGGCCAUAGCAGAAUGAAUCCCAGCGAGUAAAACAGCUGAGAAAAGAAGUAAAAAGUGAACAUCAGGAAAAGAGGGGUGGGAAGUCAAAAAGAAAUGUUUUUUUUCUGCAUAGGAUGCUAAAUGUUUUGGAAUGUUUGGAAGAUUUAAUUAAAAUGUUAUAGGAAAAAUGGUGAUGGAUUGCUUCUCUUAUCAGUCACUUCUCUUGGUUUCUUCUCAGCCAUCGGUUGCGCUUUCUGCAUCCUCCCUUGGCCGACUGGUGGCGAUUUCCUGUCUUUGUGCGUUGGAUCCAGACCCGGAGAGCAGGCAGCGGGCAGCAGAGGCCCUCUGCCAUCUUCUGCCCAUCCUGCGGUGCAACGAAGGUAAGACUGGAAGAAUGCAUCCCAGCAUGGGGUGGGAUGAGCAAGACUCAAACUAACCUUUUGACUUUCCUUUGCAGAGACACUGGCACGAACGUCAUGGAACCAAACGCUCAUCUUCAGAGCUGAGAAGGUCCUCAAAUCCACCGGAGGACCGGUUCCUGAAUUGUUCGUGAAUAAUUGUUACUCUCUUGCCAGGGUAAGUCGCUGUCUCUCAAGCCACAUGUUCUGGGUUCUGCAGAGGCAGCACCUGGGCUUUCUGCUCCCCAGCCCUGCCCUGUGGGCAUCUCUGACCUUCCUCUCUUGCUUCAGGUCUUUGGCGCCUUUCUCCCUGCGGAGCAGCUCUUGGAGGCCGUGUGCUUCCUGGCCAGAGACCUGGUUGUCGAGAGCAGCUUCAACCCGUUGGAUAUCUCCCACUUACUGCAAGAAUUCAUCAAGCAGUUUGGCGGCACAAAAGUGGAGGUAAGGCAUCUGCAAAGGUAGGAGAGAAGAAGAUUCUCUGCUUUGGUGUAGGGGAGGCAACCUCAUGCCAUUGGGUGGCCAGGACACAUGUUAGUUGAGAGGGGCCUGGCAAUGUCAGGACAAGAACCUCAGCCAAGGGUCCUGAGAAACAUGGAUUCAGGGAUGGGGAAUCCUCCUCCUUCUGGGAGCAGACUGGCAAGCUUCUUCUCUUGGCCCACAAUGGAUAGGGGAACUGGCGCCCUGGAGCUGCCAGGGUCCAAUACUCCCAGGGACCCUGAGUGGUACCUUGGAAGGAAGAGGCUGUGGUGGCACAGGUCAAGGGUCCCUCUUUCAAUGAGGGAUGGAGGGAUCUGCCUGCAGACAGCCCCGCUUCCUUGUACUCUCUAAGCAACCCUCUCCUUUUCUCUGACAGGUGAAGGUGCUGCUGGAGGCCUUCUAUAAGAUCAGCCAGGGGCCUACAGUGCAAGGCAGAAGCAUGGCCGUCUUCGCUUUGUCCAUAUUGUCACACCACCACCUGGACAAAGUGGUUGAAUACCUCCUCCAGUUUCCCUUCGGGUAUGGAGCCCUCCAGGUUCUACUGGGCUAAGGGGGAGGUUGGCAAGCUGCAGGGCUUGCUCAGAAAGCCCUUGCUGCCAUUUCCUCUCUCUGGAGCAUGGCAGCAAGCAGGAGACUUGAAUCUGACCAUUGCUCUUGUUUUUCAUUCACAGACACUGCGAGAGAGUGUGGAAGGAGGUUUUAGCAUCGGCCGACCCAGAACAACUGAUCCAUCUCACGGCCGAGCAGCUUUACGAAAGCCCCUUGGCGGAAUCUGCCAUCGAAGUGGUAAGGACCUACCACCUGCUUUCUGGCUUCCUUCUUCCCAGGGUAAUAUCUAGGGAUUCCUGUAUUCUGCAGAAAAGCAGGGAAAGUGACUUGCACCUCUCUCUCUUCCAGCAACAUCUCACCAGCCUGUUGCACGCCAUCCUCAGGAUGGAGGACUACAAGGCAGCUGUGCGCCAGAACUUCCCACAGCUGCUGAUCGCUCUCCUGGGGAUGGUUAUCAACUUCCACUAUGACCAGGAAUUCCUCGGGUGAGUAGUGUGUUGCAAAGGGACCAAUUGAGUCCUUUCCCCUUCAACCUCGGGGGGUUUCCUGUCCAUCUUGGUUUUGCAAGGGAGGCUCUCCUUCAGGCGGCUGCUAGGGAGGAGGGAUGGGGAAGGAAUUUGAGUGUGUGACAAUGACCCUCCUGGUAAAACUGGCCUUGCUUUGGUUGCAGAGGGGCUAAGGAAGUUCUGCACCUCCUUCUUGGCACCACUGGAGAGCAAGUGGAGGCGGCCAUCGUUGACCAACUUUUCUGCCGGGAGACUUUCAGCCAGGGGUUGUCUGCCAUGGUGAGGUAAGAGGAAGAACACGGUGACCUUCCCCAAUGGUCUGGCAAAUGGAGCUGAAGGCACGGGAUCGGACUGUGCCCCUGUUUGCUUCCUGUGGUGUCUUUCCCUUCCUUACCAAGAUCUGUUUCUCCAUUUCAGAGCUGUCGGAAAGCGACACUGGUGGAUCCCUCCCAUGGUGGAAAGCAUCAUCGCUGCUCUCAAGGACCAGGAUUUUGCCGGGAUGCCACAAGUCGCGGCAGCUAUCUACAUCGAGGUGAGGGGGACUGACGCGGGAGGAAAUGGGUGCAGCAAGGAGGUCCUGGCUUGGUUUCUGCCGAGUGUUGGGCUACUUUGAGCCUAAGGACUGUUGCCUGUUUUAGUGCUCCUCAGAGUAGACCCAUUGGAUUUGAUGUACAUGACAAACUUUGGUACAUUCACUUCAGUGGGUUUGCUCUGUGCAGAAUUGCAAAUGGUGGGUAAAAGGAGAACCUGCCUCAGCCGCUCAUCCCUGAAGAGUUUCUUUCUCUUUGGGCCUCUUUAGCUGCUCAGCUGCCGUCUGGAGGUCUAUCCCUGUGAAGAUACACUGGAGCAGCUCCUCAACUGGCUGGCACACGACCACCUGCAAGUCCGGAAGCUCAGCGUCAGAGGGAUAUCCCUGCUUCUGGACUCUGACAUGGCAAGUGAUGCUCAGAGGGAGGGAGGGGGGGUACAGAUCUUGAUUCUAAUCAUGGCCCAGCACUCUUUUGCUGGCACAAUACUGAAGGGCCUGUGCCAAAAGGUGUGAGGCCUUUCAGACCUUUGAAAAGAUUCUCUCUUUUGUGUAGGACCCUUCGCUUCUGCGGCUGUUGCUGCUGGAUUCCCUCCCUUCUGCAGAAGCCGAUGUCCUCCCGGAGUUGAUAGAGCUGGUAGACCAAGCCUACCAUUCCAGGGAGCUGGGAGAGGAAGACCUGAAGAUGCUGGCGGCAACCUACUGCGGUCUGGCUGCCCAUGUGAGUAUGAGGGAAAACAUGACACCACACCCGAUGGAGGAGGAAUGCUUUGGAAGAGGAAGGGUGGGGUUUAGACUGGCAUGCAGCAGAGAUGUUCUGGCUUCAGGAGGGUGUUCCUCUGGAACACCUUCUCUUGGAAGCCUGCCUGGAAAACGCAGGGAGAGAGUCACCCCUGCCCCCAGUCUCCCCCAGGAGGAGGAUAGGGGGCUGAGCAGCCUCAAAACACCCCAGGGGGCAGGAGAAAGGAAAGUGAUCUGAUGAGAAACACAACCUCUGAUAUUUUCUGCCUACAGGAGGAAGCCUCCGUCCGGGCAUCAGCCAUCCAACAUCUGGGGCUGCUUCGGGGCUGGGUGAGAGACCAAAGGCUUCCCAUAAUAACAACAACAACAGAAGAAGAAGAAGCCAUUCAUGAACUGGUUGUGGUCCUCAUUCACCUCGAAGACGAGGACGAGGUGGCCAAGGUGAGGGCCAAAGAGGUGGACUUACACAGUAGGAGGGAGGGAUUGUUCUCAGGAGCUUACGAGACUAUGUAACGCAAUUUGUAACCCUCUUCUCUUCUUGUGUUGCAGGCUGCAAGGAGGGCUCUUUCUCAUCUAGCCCCACAAGUGAAGUGGUGGGCUCAUCCCAACAAAUUUAGCCUCCACUUUGCUCUCCACCAGGCUGCCAAGCAUCUGGUAAGGUCCCUCUGCUUUGUUGGCAGCUUUGCCCAGGCAUGUCUCUGGGAGUGCAAGGCUCUUCUGCCGCUCUCUCAAGCUUCUCUGAUGCCACUUCUCCUUUGUCUUUGCCCACAGAGCAAGACCUUCAGCAAGGACAUCCUUCGGAGUGCUGCCUUGACAUGUACGAAGCCGUCCACCAACAGGCUGCCAUCAGUCUCCAGGGUGGCAGCUCUGCUUCUGGGUAAGUCAAGCAACGUCCUUCCCUGGUAGGGAUGGACAGAAACGUCUUGGUAACGAUGGCAGGGAGGAUGGACAUGUCCCCAGGCCUCCAUCUGUGCCCAGAUCUUGCUCUGAGUGCUCCGUGAGGGUGGAGGCCUCUAGACGCAGCAGAGCAUACCUGUCCUCCUGCCGAGCUGCCUCUGUCUCCCCUUGCUUUGCACCGAGAUGACAUCCCUUUCCUGCCCUCUCUCUCUUUCUCUAGGUCAUCUGGCUUUCCGGGAUGCCAGUUUCAUCCACAAUCAAGACAUGGCAUCCUAUGGAACAUGUGAGUGAGACGUACGGAGGGCAGGGAGGGAUGCUUCUGCUGAGAAAGGUCUUCAGGGGAAGGCAAAUUCCCAGAUGUAUGUUCAGACAGAGGUGCCACAAGAUGAACAUGCAAAGAGAAUUGGAAUGUGACUUCACUGCUCUCUCUCACACACAAACACACCUGACGGCUGUUUUCAUAUUGUUGAUGGAUGGCUCUUUUCCUGUGUAUCUCCGCCUUGCUCAACCUUUCUCCCUUGCCACUCAGGGCUGGAAGAGAUGCAGCAGCACGAGGAAGAAGGGCUCAGGCAGACAGGGAGGAGCUGCCUGAACAUCAUGCAGCGGGCCUAUAAACAUCGGAAGAAAGGCAGGGUCCAGCGCUUUUUUGAGGAGGCUGCUCCACUGCGUUCACAGGGAACCUUACCCGCAGGACUUCCUGAGCUGCAUGCCAGGUGAGUGAGGCAUCUGGUGGGCUAUUGGGACAUCUGGUGGGCUGUUUGGAGGUGACGUUUCUCAAGGAGCCCCUUUCUCCUCCUGACAGAACAUCCGCAGUAGCGCCAGGCCAAGUCAACGUAACAUCAGAGUUGUGCUGCAGAGGUACCAUCUUCUGCUCUCCGCGGGAUCCAGUCUGGACCAGCGCCAGGAACAUCAACGCCAUCAGGAUGGACCAAGAGGAGUGGUGCUGCCCUCACGACCCUCCGUACACAGCGGUAGGAAACCUUUUUGUUGUUGUUGUGUUUCUUGUUGAUGUUGUUUUGGAUUGUUGAUUUUAUUGAUUUUGAAUCUCAGGGUGGUUCACAACACCAAGUAUACGAAGCACAAAAUACAUAAUAAGAAUAAUCACUGCACAAAAUUCAUAAUAAAAAUAUCAGAACAUAAUAUAAAUUAAAAUAAAAACAUACUAAAAAGAGCCACAAGACUAAUGUAUGCACACUAAUAAACAAUACAAAAGCCCUGAAACAACACUCCAGCCCACCAAUACAAAAUCUAAAUCAACGAAACACAUUUAACAACCAUUUAAAACAACCCCACCUUCUUGAAGAAGGCUGAUGUAUUAGAUUUAGAAGGUUGGAAUACAAAGUUUGGAUGGCACGCCUACCUAACAUACAACAAAGUGGCAGUGCAUAAGGACUUUUUAAAUCAUAUAGUCAGAAUUUCAUUAUACAAGGUCUGGGAUAAGUACCACAGACUAUUAGAGCCCAAAAUACCCUGGUGGGUAUCCCCAGUGGAGAUGAUAACGGUAAAAAAAGACAAACAUGGACACAAAUUGGGCAACUUACCAACAAUUAAUAAAGGUAGAACAGGGCCAAUUAAAAAUCAAAUCGUAUGAAGAAAUUAAACAGUAUUGUAACGGCUGGAUUCAAUAUCACCAAAUAGUGCAUAUAUUUAAUCAGGAUAAGAAAAUUGGUUUUGGAGAAAAGAAGUCAUUAUUACAAAAGGAAUUAGUACAAACUAAUAAAAAGACCCUAUCUAGGAUGUAUGAUCUACUUUUGGAAUGGGAACUCAAGGAUGAGAUGCUAAAGGACGUUAUGAUAAAGUGGGCACAGGAUUUUGGCCACAACAUAAUGUUAGCUGUGGAAAUUUGACAUCAAGUUCACAGCAUGUUAUACAAUAGGGGAGAAUCUAAUGAAAAUGAUCUACCGAUGGUACCUAACCCCUGCCCCAAGGAAUCGGCAAAAAUCUAUAAGCAAAAAACCAAUGUGUGCUGGAGAUGUAACACCGAGAUAGGAACAAUGUACCAUAUGUGGUGGGGUGUAAGGAGAUAAAAAGCUUUUGGAACAAAGUUCAUGAAGAAAUCAUUAAGAUUUUUUAAAAAACCAUUCAAUAAGAAACCAGAAGCGUAUGUUGCAAACCUAUAAGGAAUACCUGUUACCCAUUUAAAAUAUGCUCAAGAAUCGACAGAUGCAGCAAUGGUUAUCAUUUAUAAGGGCCUGUAAUUUUGGCAACUCGUCCUCAGUAGUGUUGUUGAGGUCAUGAAACUUCACUCUGCAUUUGCCUUCCGGGACUAUUUUACAAAAACCUCCUGAUUUGGCGAGAAGAUAGUCAAGAGCAAGUCUAUUAGCUGCUGCUAUCUGCUUCAAAUCCUCAAUCUCAGACUGCAACUGUCAGAGUAUAUGUGUAGUGGCAUUGAUGGUUUUCUCCAACCUGCAUGUUAGGGCAAAUAGUGCUUCACGAUUUUGUUCAGCCACAACUCCUGGAUGUAUGCCGAUGGUGAGGAUGCUAACGAAGCCUCCACCAAUAGCACCCACAGACCGGGCCAGGAAAAUCUCAUCACUGCACUGUUCCCCUUGGACUUCUCUCCUCUUUCUGUUUCUAAGAGAGGGUAGAGGAGGAAAAGCCUCCACAGUCACAGGGAAAGUAAAGGCACCUAUUCCCACACACUGAUAAUUACCAGGGUGGUAAUUAGUGGCUAGUCCAUUAUACAAGAACCAAAGAUUGGGGUCCUUGAUCAGCCAGCCAGAACAGAUGGAUCCCUGUCCGGUGAAGUUGACUGUAUAUUGGCGAAAGUAUGGAUACAGAUCUGAGGAUGUGGUGUUGCUUUGGUAAGAGGCGUUGAAGGAACCCCACAACCAAAACUUAGCAGUGCACUGUGUGUAAUUUCCCAGCCAACCUUUAUGUUGGUGGUGCUGGACAUGCGACCAAUCUUUCCAUUUGGCGUUCCAUGAUCCAGAGGCAUAACAACAAAAGCACAAGCCCAGGGUGGUUCUGGAGAACCGGAAAUAUCGGUAGGAGGUAUUCAUUUCAGAAGGAGGUGUCACGAAAAGGCCACUUUGAUUAUACAGUAGGCCUGCCAAGACAAUGUCAGGGUCCCUGAUUAGUCCUGGGAUGAGGGACAUGUCAGCUACCUUUCUAGGGUGUUCAUAAUAAAGGGUGACAUUUUCUCCAUAUAUUUGAAACAUCUGCUUAGCAUUCUUUACAAAAACAUUUUCUUUUGUCAUUGGUCUCCUCAAGGUCAAGAUGCACAUCAGGGUUAACAUCAACUUCAUCAUGAUCAAGGAACUCCAUGGGUUCAAGGAGUCCAAGGAUAUGAACAAUUCCUCGUGGGUAGUAAAAGAAGAUAAGAAGGAGAGCAGUUAUUAUUACUGUAGGAAGAACUGGAGGUAA